AAUUAUUACAAGGAGAGAGAAAAAGGGGGGAGAGAGAGAGUGGAGAGGAGAGAGAUAAAAAGGGGAGAGAGAGAAAGAAAGGAAAAAGAGGGUGAAGAAGAAGAGAAAAAUUCCAAAUUCAAGUAGCAGAGAAUACCGGUGGAGGGUGUGAAUAAAGGUUUGCAAUCACUCUUUCUGACCCAGCUGCUGCGAACCCAUUUGCUUAAAGUUACAGGCCUUAAUUGCUAUUUGAUCGCUGAUCUGAAGAUAACGUGUUGGUCGACAGACAAAUAUAUAUAUGGAGGCUACGAAGUGUUGGUUUAACAAAUUUAGAUCGAAAAAUAAGGCGAGAUCUUCGAGGAGAAAUGAAACCACAAGUAACGGAAGAGAAGGUUCGAAUGCACCAACGGAAGAAGCACCUUCUGUUGCCACAAAGCAGAAGGUUGCAGCUGCCAAGCAGUAUAUUGAAAAGCAUUACAAGGAACAAAUGAAAAAUUUGCAGGAGCGGAGAGAGAGACGGAAUAUGCUUGAGAAGAAAUUAGCUGAUACUGAGGCCACCCCAGAAGAGCAGACCAACAUACUCAAGUACCUGGAGAAAAAGGAGACCGAGUACAUGCGUCUUCAGAGGCACAAAAUGGGUGCAGAGGAUUUUGAGCCUUUAACAAUGAUAGGCAAGGGUGCAUUUGGUGAGGUCAGGAUAUGCAAAGAGAAGACAACCGGCCAUGUGUAUGCCAUGAAAAAGCUGAAGAAGUCAGAAAUGCUUCGUAGAGGCCAGGUUGAACAUGUUAAAGCUGAAAGGAAUCUACUUGCAGAGGUUGACAGCAAUUGCAUUGUCAAACUCUAUUGUUCCUUCCAAGAUGAAGAGAAUCUUUAUCUUAUAAUGGAAUAUCUUCCUGGUGGAGAUAUGAUGACCUUACUUAUGCGAAAAGAUACGCUAACGGAAGAUGAGGCUAGGUUUUAUGUUGGAGAAACAGUUUUGGCUAUCGAAUCCAUCCAUAAACACAAUUAUAUUCAUAGGGAUAUUAAGCCAGACAAUCUUCUGCUUGAUAGACAUGGCCACAUGAAACUGUCAGAUUUUGGUUUAUGUAAGCCACUGGACUGCAGCAUUCUUCAAGAGAAAGAUUUUUCUGUGGGAAAGAAUCUUAGUGGGGCUCUUCAAAGUGAUGGGCGUCCUGCAGCACCUAAACGUACUCAACAGGAGCAGCUGCAGCAUUGGCAGAGGAACAGAAGGAUGCUUGCUUAUUCAACUGUUGGCACACCUGAUUACAUUGCGCCAGAAGUUUUACUUAAGAAAGGCUAUGGAAUGGAAUGCGAUUGGUGGUCUCUUGGCGCUAUUAUGUAUGAAAUGCUUGUUGGGUAUCCUCCUUUUUAUUCUGACGAACCCAUGUCUACUUGUAGAAAGAUAGUGAAUUGGAGAACACACUUGAAAUUUCCGGAAGAAGCUAAACUGUCUCCAGAAGCAAAAGAUCUAAUUAGUAAAUUAUUAUGUAAUGUUGAAAAGAGAUUGGGUACGAAAGGUGCAUAUGAAAUAAAGGCUCACCCAUGGUUUGCUGGUAUCGAGUGGGACAAACUGUAUCAAAUCAAAGCUGCCUUUAUCCCAGAGGUUAAUGAUGAGUUGGAUACUCAAAAUUUUGAGAAAUUUGAAGAGGCAGAACUUCAAAUAUCCACCGCAGCAAAGGCAGGCCCAUGGAGGAAGAUGCUCUCAUCUAAGGAUGUCAAUUUUAUGGGCUACACAUAUAAGAACUUUGAAAUUGUAAAGGAUCAUGAAUUGCCUGGCAUCUCUGAAUUGAAAAAGAAAACCCCAAAAACCAAGAGGCCGACCGUGAAGUCACUAUUUAACGAGGAGUGGGAUUCUGCGUCACCGCCACCUGCUCAAGGAAGCUUUUUAAGCCUCCUACCUACCCAACUCGAGGUCUCGAAGCAGGAUGGAUCUGCUUGAGAUGCAUCUAUACCAAAAUUGUUUAUAACUACAGCCAAGCGAAUAUAGUUAAGCAAACAAAGUCAACUGAACACAAGAUUCUGAUAGGUUGUUUUUCUUUUGAGUAUAUAAAUGGAGUGAAAAGUUUUUAGAAAUGAGGUUUUGCAGGUCAUUCACCUGCUUUAGUUUCAAGUAACAUGUUCACUGUAAAUGUUCGUGUGUUCGUUCUGUUUCAUAAGUUAUCGUAAGAUUUUGUUGCCCUGUUAAAUCAGUUGAAAACUGUGGACAACAGCUGUUUGGCUUUGGGCAGUUUGAUAUUUAUUUUCUUUCAACAGAAUUCACCAGUUUGUUUUGGAGAUUA
This is a messenger RNA of Daucus carota subsp. sativus, 2258 nucleotides long. RefSeq lists its product as uncharacterized. Lineage: Eukaryota; Viridiplantae; Streptophyta; Magnoliopsida; Apiales; Apiaceae. Bases 278 to 1918 code for a protein of 546 amino acids. The transcript has 15 exons. The record is from RefSeq and is a predicted model, not a curated record. Gene Ontology annotation, molecular function: ATP binding; protein serine/threonine kinase activity. Gene Ontology annotation, biological process: intracellular signal transduction; peptidyl-serine phosphorylation.